AUGAUGAAGAAGCAGUACGGGGAUAGCAGCCGCGUUGUUAUGGGUGUUGAGCCAUUACUCUACGAGAUAUUGAGUAGACUUCCUGCGAAAUCACUAAUGAGAUUCAAGUGUGUAUGCAAACAAUGGCAGUCUUUAAUUCAUAAAGAUGGAAGCUUCAUGGAUUUGCACUUCAAGCGAUCAAAAACGUUGUGUAAUUUUUCUGUUGGUGGUGGUGGUAUCUCACUUAUUAUGAGGUGGCCUAAGUGGCAUAGCCAUAAAUUUGGUGUCUCCUCGGUUGAACUACUACUGUCCAAACGAAGAGUAGCGACUGCUCAAAGGGAAAGGGAAGUACCUAUAUCAGGAGCUGCUUCUUCUUUUCCAUUCGUUUUUGGAGCUGUCAAUGGGUUGAUAUCUUUAGUUAACCGCAGUGCGAAUUCGGUGAGUAUAUUAAAUCCCAGCACAGGACAAUCAACAUCUUGGAUACAAUCCAUGAUUAAACAACAACAUCAAAAUCUAUAUGAGAAAAUACAAGUGAUAGAUGAAGAUGGUCACUGUGUAAGUCGUCAGAUUCAGUAUGUUAAUUCUAAUUGGUAUUACUUCGGCUAUGAUCCUCUCACUAUGGAACACAAAGUGGUUUUAUUUUGGAUUAAGGAAAUAUACGACCGGCUUGGAGUUUUUUUACGCUCUGAAAACAUAUGUGAGGUCAUGACAGUUGACGGCAGACAACACAACAAGAACAAUCUAUCAUGGAGAAGGAUUGAUGAUGAGUUCGUACUCCCGCCAACAAUUUCACCGUCAGAAUUCACUUCUUCUGUUUACGCAAAUGGUUCCAUUUAUUGGCUGCGUAAUGACAGAAAACAACAUUCUGUGACAGAACCAUUGAUUGUCGAAUUUAAUGUUGGGAGUGAAAAGUUUAGAGUAAUUUCAAUUCCCAAAUACAUCAUUAAGCAAAUUCGUUAUCCUUUUUAUUAUAAGUUGAUACAAAUUGAUGGUCGUUUAUCUGUGUUAGCUACGGCGACAACAUGCAUAACUGAUACCCCAUCAAUGAAGAUGUGUGUGUUAUAUGACAAGAAAUUGAAGGACAUUAUCAGUAGUAUUUCAAGCAGUGUAGCAGGCAGUACCGUUAGCAAUAGUGGUGAUUUCUACUGGAUUCAAGAGACCUUCAUGAUGCCGCAUUCUGACUGGGGCCUGCUAGAGUUUGAUACCAUUCAAGCUGUUCCAGGUACAGACUUACUCAUCAUGAGAUCUGAAGGACAUGCUGGUUCAACUUUCUAUUUCUACGAUUGGAGGAAGAAGAGUUUUAACAAGGAGAGUUUUUUCAUUGCAGAGACAUCUUCGUUUGAGUAUUUCGUUUACAAAGAAAGCCUCUUGCCUGUAAUAUGA
Molecule: messenger RNA, 1362 nt
Organism: Papaver somniferum (opium poppy)
Lineage: Eukaryota; Viridiplantae; Streptophyta; Magnoliopsida; Ranunculales; Papaveraceae
Product: putative F-box protein At5g52610
Exons: 1
Coding region: 1-1362 (453 amino acids)
Molecular function (GO): protein binding
Source: RefSeq, a predicted model, not a curated record